GCCCCCCCCCUCCAAGAGAAAAAAAAAAAAAGAUAACUAUCCAUCUCCUGGAUGAACUGUCAAUCUUUCAUCGCCCGUUUUAUUUCAUCGUUUCCAUCCCACAACCCUUAGGAAAGGAACGCUUGAACCUUGGAUCUCACAACUCUUCCAUAUCCGCAGUCUUCUCCUUUUCCAUGCAUUACGGCAUCCACCUUCUCACGCCCGCGGUUGCCAUCGUGGGACUAGUGAUCCAGUGCGGGACGAACGCGGCCAUAAUACCCGACUCGCUGGGCCGCCGAGCCCCCGUUGAACCGAGGAGUGUUCACACUGUUCAGGAGUUCCCGAAUCCAGCUGAUUCGGCCCCCGAGCCGCCUCGAUGGUCCAGCCGAAUUCGAGAUAGUAUUAUCGGUCGGUUAUUCGGGGACACCAACCGGCACGGAAGGCGGAAGGAGAAUCAGAGAUACUUGUCCGAGACCGCGAAGCUUGCCUCGCAGUAUGCUAGCGAUGUGGUGUUGCGCUUCACCCUCAAGACACCCGAGGAGAUGAAAGCUCUAGCCGAGGCUUCCAACAUCUUGCUUUUGGACGUUUGGUCGACAACCAAGACCCACGCUGAUAUUAGGAUAGCGGAGGCAGAUAUCCCACCUCUACUAGACCUCUUGCCCGCUUCAUUACAGCAUUCACAUGUCCGUUUGAUGCACGACUUGAGCCAGACUGCUCGAGAUACUUAUCCUGGAGCCUCGACCGCUAGCCGUUACUAUGGCCAAACACUGGACGGAGUCCAAAGCAUCUUCUUCCAAGAUUACCAACCGCAUGAUGUAAUUCAGGCGUGGAUGAAUCUCCUCAGAUCACUCUUUCCUAGUCUCGUAGAAAUUGUAAGUAUUGGGAAGAGCUAUGAGGGACGCGAUAUCCAAGCCAUUCGCGUUGGAAAUCCGCGGGCGGAUGGAAUGAAGAGGAAAACCAUCAUUGUGACUGGAGCAGUUCAUGCGAGGGAAUGGAUUAGUGUUUCGACGGUAUCCUAUUUGGCAUACUCCCUUAUCACUGGAUACGGAAGGAAUAAAGAUCGCUUGUCGGAUACCCUAGUUGAUGAAUUUGACUGGUACUUUAUCCCGACUCUGAACAUCGAUGGAUAUGUGUAUACAUGGGAGGGCGAUAGGCUUUGGAGGAAGAAUAGGCAGCCAACCACCUUGGCUUUCUGCAAAGGAAUUGACCUGGACAGAGCGUACAACUUUCAUUUCGAUGGGUCGUCUCAAUCGCAGUCGAACCCUUGCAGCGACAUGUUCCCGGGAGCUUCCCCCUUCGAGGCAACAGAAGCAAAGGCGUUUUCAGAUUGGACAUACAAUAUCACCAGGGAGGGGGCCGAGAUAGUGGGACUACUUGACUUCCAUUCCUACUCACAACAAAUUCUCUACCCAUACUCAUACUCCUGCGAUAGCAUGCCCCCAGACCUCGAGAACCUCGAAGAGCUAGGAUUCGGCCUGGCUAAAGCCAUUCGAUUGGUUUCUGGUGAGCAUUAUGAAGUGACGUCAGCUUGCGAGGGCACAGGGUUUGCCAAGUACCAGGGCACAACGGGCGGCGGGAGCAUGAUGGACUUUUUCUACGCCGAGGAUCGUAUUCCCUACUCGUACCAGAUUAAACUGAGGGAUACAGGUAGCUACGGCUUUUUGCUUCCCAGGGACCAUAUCCUCCCCGCUGGCGAGGAGAGCAUGAACCUGUUGAAGCAUUUCGGACAGUUCAUUCUCGAUGAUAGGUCUCCAGUACAGCGACACGGUGAUUUGAAGAAGGCGAAGAAGUGAAAUCUUUCCUUGUGUUCUGUUCUGGGCUCUUGGGAUUUUUUUUUUUGAUUCAAAUGAAUCGGGAGUGGGUUGGUGGUUUUCUUUAGUGUUUUCGUGGUCACGGUUUGUGACAUGUAUUCGGGUGGUGUACGGAACCAAACAAACCGCAGGUUGGUCUGUGUGGGUAGGCUGGGUAUUCGAUUUUUAUUCGGUGUUUUGGGGCGGUCAUGGUUUGCUUUGCGUGUUCACAAGUUAGGCAGGCCCGCAAAAAUUGGCAUAUAUCUGGCAUGCCUGGAGUGGGGUGGAUGGAUGGAAUAGGGAGCCUCAAAAAGUGUUCUUCUUGGAGGGGUUGACUUUUUGUAUAUUCCGGGGAGCUGUUUGUUUCUUUUUGCUGUUUGUCUCCGCCAUCUUCUUUCUUCCUCUUUUCGGAUAUCGCUUUAAUGAGCACAAAGUGCUGUAGCUGUAAUAAUGAGAAAAACAAACAAACCGCUA
Tuber melanosporum (Perigord truffle) is the source of this 2243-nucleotide messenger RNA. RefSeq lists its product as uncharacterized. Gene Ontology annotation, molecular function: metallocarboxypeptidase activity; zinc ion binding. NCBI's taxonomy places the organism in Eukaryota, Fungi, Ascomycota, Pezizomycetes, Pezizales, Tuberaceae. The record is from RefSeq and is a predicted model, not a curated record. The transcript is spliced from 4 exons. Gene Ontology annotation, biological process: proteolysis. The coding region runs from base 174 to 1772 and encodes 532 amino acids.